CAUUUUUUUCUUCAAACGCAGAGAACUACGAGAGAUGAAUCGCGUUGUGGUUCGGUCGACUUGGUCGUUUAUAAGAUGAUGUGUUUAAAAAAGAAACUAAAUGUAUCCGUUUGUGUACCCCGCCUUAAAAUGCGCUGAUUUACAACACGUUGCCGAGUCGAUUGUUCUAUUCUUGGCGGUUUGCCGUGCAUGUAAAAAUCAUGAAAACCUACGGAUAUGGGCGCUUCUACCAGCAAAUUUAAACCUAAAACGAACAAACAUCAUACGUACAUAGCUGGUAAACCGUCGUCUCCGGGAAAACCGACGCUAAAAUUCGAUCCGGAGAAUUCUGAUCCGGACAUUGUCACUAUUAAAUGGGAUCCGCCGUUGUUUGAUGGUGGCUCGAAAAUAACCGGUUACCUGGUCGAGCAUCGACGCACCGGAUCACCGCAUUGGGUGAAAGCAUCGCCAAUUAAAGUACGCCAUACACAAUUGACUAUUAGUGGUUUAGAACCUGGAUGGAGGUACCAGUUCAGAGUUACUGCAGAAAAUGCUGUCGGAUACUCGGAUCCUAGUCCAUUAUCAGAACCUUUGGCUGUGUUUGUACAUCGGUCUGCAGCCAUAGCGCCGUACUUUAUCACUGAAUUAGACGACAUAAUUGUCCUUGAAAAUGAAAAGGUAGAGUUCAACGUCACUUUUGAGGGAGUCCCAACUCCUAAAAUAUCUUGGUAUAAAGAUGGCCUGGAAAUAUUCAGCAACCGAUGUCAAAAAAUCAGCACCGAAGGUAACGUUAGCACGUUCUUUAUUUACGAAGCCUCCAUAGCUGAUGAAUCAGAAAUAAAAUGCAGCGCAACAAAUCGAGUCGGAUAUGCGGUGACAAAAGCCUACUUAAAAGUAGAAGCGCCUCCGACUAUUCGUCUACCACGCCAGUACGAUGAAGGGUUAAUUUUCGAAGAAAGUGAAAUAAUUCGAUUAAAAGCAUCGGUGGUCGGUCAACCCCAACCUUUCAUAAAUUGGUAUUUCAAUGGCGAACGAAUAACGAUGUCGAAUCGAUAUGAUAUCGAGUACGCAGAUAAAACCGCCAUACUCAAAGUGCGAGAUGCGCAGAGAUGUGAUCGAGGAGAAUAUCAAAUUCAAGCCAUUAACGAAUUAGGGGAAGAUGUAGCCUCUAUAAUGGUUACCAUAGCAAAUAAACCGCAACCACCUGGUAAAAUCAAUGUCAGCAACAUCUUUGGGCGAUCGGUUACACUGACAUGGCAGAAACCAGAAGAUGACGGAGGUUGUAAAAUUGGCUCUUAUAUAAUAGAAUAUUAUAAGACUGGAUGGAAUGUUUGGCUCAAAGCAGCCACUUGUCGUCAACUCACAACGACGCUUGACGAUUUGAUUGAAGGAUCUCAAUAUAAAUUUAGAGUAAAAGCAGAAAAUCCGUACGGAGUUAGCGAGCCUAGUCCAGAGACCGAAGAAAUAUUCAUUCCUGACCCAAAACGAGGACUUUACGAAGCACCAAAAACAGCUCACAGCACAGAUUGUUAUAUAUCUGAAUUUCACGAACCGUUUCCCCCAAUUAAUCAAAACGCACACCACAGCGCUGAUUUCAUCAUAGAUCGAGAUAAACUCCAACCACCUGUUAAACCGAAACGGAAAUACAAAGGGAAGAAACUUCAAGAACAAGAACAGAAGUAUCAAGAUGAGCCAUUACCUAUGCAACAAGAUGAUAUUUCGAGAUCCUAUUACAUCAAUUCUCGAGCUCAGUUUACACCAUCUCCUCCACUUUCUUCAAAUCUAGACGAUACCUCUAGAACAAGUUCUGAACUGAUGCUAGUUCUGGUGCCGAGCAAUGAGGAUUUACCAAACAAUACAGGUUCAUUGGACUUCAAAAACUUUUCCAAACAUUUCCCUAGCACAUCAAUUGCACCACCCAUGUCAUUAUCAGCACCAGAACUAGGCAGUGAGAUGUCAUUUUUCAAUCCUUUGCAGAGGAACUGUGUCAGCUCAACGGAACUGUUGCAUGAAAGCACCAUAGCUCGUUUUUACGAAGAUAUGCAAAAAGAAGACAACUUGAAAGCUUUCCAAGAAAAGCUCAAAAUUCCUCCUUUAACCAAUAAGCUCCUGAAUCAGGUUCAAUCAAAAGCUAAACAAGAACUAAAACCAGAAAUAAUUCAAAAUCUGAGCAGAAUUGAAGAUAUCAGCGAUACUUCCGAUACAGAUAUCGUGGAACCUGUGCAUUAUUCGCCCAUCAGACCGGAUCGAUUUUCACCUCAAACAAGACGCGAUCGAUCUCCAUCACAAACAAAACAUGAUCAGUCUCCAAUACAUGCAAGACGUGAUCAAUCUCCAUCACAAAUACAGCCUAACCAAUCUCCAUCUCCAAUUCAAUCCAGAGCCUCGUUUUCCAAUGACAGACAAAACAUCAAACAAAUACCUCCUAUUACAUUACCUCAAAUAUCAAAACCUUCGGUAGAAUUUAACCCGGGCAGAUAUUCGCCCACAAGUGGAACAUUCCAUUAUCCGGAUUUGUUCAUGGAGAGUUUGAGCAAAUCGCCGAAAUUCAAACCGACAGCCGACAGCAUGUACGACGUAGCCAACGAAUUAAUCUACAGGAAACCUAUCAAAGUGGAGAGUCAUCCAUUCGAUCAGCACAGGCCAUCAUUGCCAGAAAUCAAACUCACCGACGAAAAUAAUUUCGAUUACGAUAUUGCCGAUGGCGAGAACCCUUAUUCAUCCAGUUCCUCCGUAGAUGAAGAUCCGCAUCCUCCCAGUCCUGUACUAAGCAACACACGAUUUGCUCAUUCUCGAAGUAGAGAUCGAUUAUCACCCUCUUCCGAUGGUAGAUAUCCAUCAACAUCAUCCAUGAAUGACUAUCUACAUGAAUCUGGUAACGAUUACGAAUACCCAGAAGAAUACUGGGAUCAAGAAGACAGCGAAACUGAAGAUAGUGAAGAUAACACUGAUAAUUACGAAGACGAGGAUGACGACGAGAAUGAAACUUACCACCCUGAUAUGGUGCUUUCAUUCGAAAGAGCUUUGGAGAUAUCCAAUCCUACCAAAUAUCGAAGUGUGUCCCCUACAAACGAUAUGUUCUUAGAAUCAGACAGUAGUAAAUUCGGUCUACAUUAUUUUAAUAAAAAUUACAUCGAUAACGAAGACUCAGAUGGCAGCUACGAUACAAAAUCCAAAACUGGAUCUGAAAAACCUCCAAAAUCUAUUCUCAAAUGUCAUCGAUUCUCCGAACAGGAAGAACUCGCCAAUAUUCCCACCAUACAACCAUCCCUAUCAAAAUCUAAUUCUACCAAAAAACAAGUCCGAAUCGAAGAACCUUAUAGAAUCGCUCCAAAGAAAUCAACUGAGGAGCCUGAUCGUGACCCUUCCAAGGUAAUCAUCAAUCAUUACAGUGAUAUCGUUAAACAAUACGGUUACGUGCAGAAACCUCCUACUAAAGUUUACCUCACCUAUGACGAGCUCAAAGCUGCAGCUCAACUGACCGAUGACUCCGAAUUUGCGGAUAAAAAUACACCUCGAGAAGACGUAGGUGGUAAAAUCGAACAUCACGAUAAUGCAUCUGAAUACGUUCCAACAACAAGCUCGGAAGCUCAACCAAAUUUCAACACAGAAGUAGAAAAGGUCAAGAAUAAGGUCCACUUUGUUUUUGAUUUUUUCAUAGACAUCGUUAUGUUUGCAUUUGCUUGCUGGCUGUAUUGUUUCAAAGAUGAACGUUUGGCUGUUCCGGUUAUCGGUCUAAUGAUAUAUCGUCAGGUGUAUGACAAAAUUAAAGAUAAAUUACCCUCGUUUAAUUUAUGGAGCAAAAAGAAAUCAUGAUCAUCUUUACAGAUCUGUUAAUAUUGACGCUCUUUUGUGAAAAAUUAAUUAUUUCCCCGAUUUUUAUUACGAAUAUAAUGUAAAUUAUUAAUAUAGAAAAAUGAAACGAAUCGUUUCAUUUUUCAUGUGAUGUGGUAGAAGUCGUAAUUGAACAUGGCAUAGGUGUAAUUAUGUAGGUAGGUAUACGUUGAUAUGAUGAGCUACUCUAUACUUUAUUGUAAAGAUUUUAAUAAUACAUACAUGCCGAUGUCUCUUAAAAUUACCUAAUUUAAAUCAUAAGUCUAUGUACAAUUGUACAUUAUUCAGUAUACAUACGAAUAUAGUUUAAGUUAUUGUCCUUAAUGUUGCUAUUAAUUGAACGAAUAAAAUUUUGUAUGGAGAUA
Messenger RNA from Planococcus citri (citrus mealybug), 4178 nucleotides. It is a transcript of the gene MnM, whose product is annotated as myomesin and myosin binding protein. The coding region runs from base 217 to 3795 and encodes 1192 amino acids. NCBI's taxonomy places the organism in Eukaryota, Metazoa, Arthropoda, Insecta, Hemiptera, Pseudococcidae. The transcript is spliced from 9 exons. The record is from RefSeq and is a predicted model, not a curated record. Gene Ontology annotation, molecular function: protein binding.